GCGCGGGCGAUAUGCAACGUUGAGCGCAGUUUUAGCGGCCCAGCGCGUGCGCAAGUGCAGCUGAAAUCCGCGGCGGGCAGCAGCACAACCCGCAGUUACAUAACGUAGGGCGAGCAGAGCAGUCGUCACUAGUUCAUGACUCCUGCACAGUGAUGUCUUGACUCGUUCAUAUAAUUUACACAAAUUAUAUUGUCCGUCUGUCCGUCCAAACGUGAAGUGUGUGUGCUAUAUUAUAACUUAUCUACAAAAUGAAUAUCGGAGUACUGUGGUGCGUGCUGGUGGCGGCGGGGACCUGCUCCGCCAAGUGGCACUGGCCGGAGAGCGAGGCGGCCGCCUCCGUGCGCAUCGACACCAAGGUGCGCUUCAUCGACUCCGAGCCACAGGAAAAAGAGAGUGAGAAGAUAGUUCGCAACGCGCUGUUCGACGAGGAGCCGUUCCGGCCGCCGGUGGAGACGGACGGGUUCUACAACCGGCCGCCCGGCGCCGGCCGCUUCCCGGUGCGCGUGGAGGCGCACCGCGCGCCCUACCGCGUCGACGACAACGGCAUCUACAGCGUCAGCAUGCAGCACAAGAACAUGUUGUCGGACGGCACGCUCGACUCGCUGCAGUACUGCAGGUGUGUCAACAACCCGGACUGCACUCCGCGAGGCGACUCCAGGAGUGCUUGCGGAGUCGGGAAGUACCUGUGCUGCUACCCACAAAACAAAAAUAAGAACCAACAUAAAAACCAGUACUUCAACGAGGUAGAGGACGACCGGCCGAUGCUGCUGCCGGGACAAGAGAACUUGGCGCGCCCCUUCCCGCCCCCACCAGCCUCCGCACUCAACGGUCUGUUCGGCUCGUUCGGACCUGGACACGGCCACGACUCCUCACACAUCGGAGUCUUCGAGAAACCACUCGGUGUGCUUGUAGGUCCAGACGGGCCCACGGGAAUGGUGGGGCCACAAAACAAACACAAACAGCCUGGUGUUCUCAUUGGACCUAAUGGACCAACCGGUAUAGUGGGCCCUGUGUCGGAUGGAACACGAAGCGAGACAGCACAAAGCGGCGUCUUAGUUGGGCCCGUUGGACCCUCGGGAAUCAUGGGUUCGUAUGGCCGCCGACCAGUGCUGGUAGGACCCGGUGGACCCACAGGAAUUAUCGGGCCCUCCAGAGGCCGCAGUCCAGGUAUUCUAGUAGGGCCAGGUGGGCCUACUGGUAUCAUCGGCCCUGCUUAUGGCAGACAACCAGGGAUUCUAACGGGGCCCGGUGGCCCCACCGGCUCUAUCGGGCCAGGCCGACAAAUAUUGGUCGGUCCCAGUGGCCCCAGUGGUCACAUUGGACCCCAGGGAUUCUUCGGUAAAUAAUCGUGCCAUGUGUCGUGUGGUGACUAAUAGAUGUAUAGAACUAACAAGUUAUAAUGCCGUCGUCGAUAUACAAGACUGUGGCGUGUAAUGUGCCCCACAGCCAGUGUAAGUACAUGUAAAUAAUUAGAGUAAAUAAUAUUGAGUGUGGUCUUGUGGUAACCGCGACCAACCCGAGCUGUCCGCGUGGCGCCAGCAGCUCGCAGGCCGGCGGUACUCAGUGGCGAGCUGUUGCAGGCUGCCCGCGCUCCAAGCGGCGGCACGAGGCGACGCGGCCGCCCGCCCCCACCGACACACAGCCCACGACCCAGCAUUCGAGACACAACCGAGAUGGCAAGAACACAUCAUGUUACUGUGACAAAUAAACUACACUAGGAAACUA
Messenger RNA from Spodoptera frugiperda (fall armyworm), 1725 nucleotides. RefSeq names its product collagen alpha-2(VIII) chain-like. The coding region runs from base 249 to 1346 and encodes 365 amino acids. The record is from RefSeq and is a predicted model, not a curated record. The transcript has 6 exons. NCBI's taxonomy places the organism in Eukaryota, Metazoa, Arthropoda, Insecta, Lepidoptera, Noctuidae.